Darwinula stevensoni is the source of this 801-nucleotide messenger RNA. Lineage: Eukaryota; Metazoa; Arthropoda; Ostracoda; Podocopida; Darwinulidae. The record is from the annotation of a GenBank genome assembly.
AUGGCUGAGGAAAUUUACAAGAAAUUGCAGAAAGGGUGGAGGGUUCUGGUGGUUUGGCACAAGCUGUCCUCCCCAGAAAGCCUGCAGGAAUGUGUGGAGAAGCUGAAAGGUGCCAUUUCUGACACUGGUCACAUCUCCAUUGAGAAUGCAAAUAGGCUGGAAUAUUCCAAUUUUGGUGCCUCAACCUUUGAUGCCAUCCUGUCUGGGAUUCAUCCUGAGGACAGUAGUGAACAUAGUGAUACUCUUUUGGAAAACUUUUUGCGUGUUCUGAAGCCUGGUGGAUUGAUUUUGAUUGGGAAAAGUGAUGAUUCAGCUCUCCUCUCUAAGCUCAAGUUGAAUGGCUUUAUUGAUGUCAAGGCAGAGGGUUUUGGCAUUGAAUCCAGGAAACCCAAGUUUGAGGUUGGUGCAUCUGUACCACUUUCAUUUGGGAAAUCAAUAGAAGAGGCAAAGAAUAUAUGGAAACUGGAAGCCAGUGAUGCAAUGGAGGAAGACUUAAUCAAUGCAGAUGAUCUGCUGGAUGAGGAUGACCUCAAGAAACCGGAUCCAUCGAGUCUCCGUGUGUGUGGGACGACAGGACAGAGGAAAGCGUGCAAGGACUGCUCUUGUGGGCUAGCUGAAGAAUUGGAGGUCGAGAAGCAGGUAGAGAAGGGAAAGGGAGGAGAGGAGAAGAAGUCCUCCUGUGGUAACUGCUACUUGGGUGAUGCAUUCCGAUGUGCAUCCUGUCCGUAUCGUGGGCUCCCUCCAUUCAAGCCUGGAGAGAAGAUUCUGCUUAGCUCCGACCUAUUAAAUCCUGAUGUCUGA